Molecule: messenger RNA, 305 nt
Organism: Staurois parvus
Lineage: Eukaryota; Metazoa; Chordata; Amphibia; Anura; Ranidae
Source: the annotation of a GenBank genome assembly
AGAAGAAGAAGAGGAAGAGGAAGAAGAGGAUGAGGAUGAAGAAGAAGAAGAAGAAGAAGAGGAUGAGGAAGAAGAAGAAGAAGAAGAAGAGGAUGAAGAAGAAGAAGAAGAAGAAGAAGAAGAGGAUGAAGAAGAAGAGGAUGAGGAUGAGGAAGAAGAAGAAGAAGAAGAAGAGGAUGAGGAAGAAGAGGAUGAGGAAGAAGAAGAGGAGGAUGAGGAUGAAGAAGAAGAGGAUGAGGAUGAUGAAGAAGAAGAGGAUGAGGAUGAAGAUGAAGAGGAUGAGGAUGAAGAAGAGGAUGAAGAAG